UCGCAUAAUAAUGAAAUAUCUCAUAACAGUUUACGAAAUUUUAAAUUACAAAUUUGAACAACUGAACGAUGAUGGGACUUGUGAGCCACAAAACGAUGAUAACAAUUAUGAACUACUUUACUAUUUGGGACUCAAACCGAGAACUGAACCAUGGGUUCAAUAAAAGAUGGAGUGGGAGACAACUCUCGAGAGGAUUGAGCAGAGGUGCAAGCAAUACCUAAAUUUGGAAUUUAUAUUUGACAGACGGCUACAUGGGUGCAGCGCAGAGAUUCGAGGCGGCGGCCAAGCUCCAAGAGGGUGGACUCCAAAACACCCCGGAUCAUCUGGCUAGGGUCAAGCAUGCGGUGCGAGCGGGACAGUUGCAGUAUGCCCUGGAUCUGGCCAAGAAGCUAUAUCCUAAGCUGUACGAGAGCGACAACUACAUGUACUUUCACAUGCAACAGUUACGUCUCAUCGAGCUGAUUCGGGAGAGAAAGCACUUAAAUGUGGGGACCAAUGCCAACUCCUCCUCCUUUGUUAGCUCGGAUCCCUUUCAAAUGGAGCAGCAGCAGCAGCCAAGUGGAUCGCAGCCCAGUUGCCGGGCUGAGCAGAUUAGCAGUGAGCUGGAUUGCAUGGCGAUGAUUGAGAACGAGCAGGCCGCUUGCAUGGAGCCAAAAAUGAUGUUUCUGGUGAAAUUGAUACUCUGGGCGCAGGGCAAACUCGACAAGGAUGGCGUUGGCUGUGGCCUCGAUCUGGAGUGCGAGGACUUUGAACUGGAGCUGAGGCGUGCAUUGCAGAAGAAGAGCAAUUAAAUGAAAUUCAACUAGAAAAACGAACGAUUUUUUGAUCAUUGAUCACAAUAGGUUAUGAUAAUAUUAACUAAGGCCAAAACAACAGGACGAAAUCUGGUGUCGACUGCUAUACUAUAUAGAAAUGUAAGAAAAAUGUGGAAUGAAAAAACCUACCUAUAUUUAUAUAAAUGUAUAUGUGUACAAGUUACAAUUUUUUUUAGAUGUGCUUAAAUACGAUUAUUAAAGUUCUUGAUGUGCAACCAA
Messenger RNA from Drosophila grimshawi, 1034 nucleotides. RefSeq names its product glucose-induced degradation protein 8 homolog. NCBI's taxonomy places the organism in Eukaryota, Metazoa, Arthropoda, Insecta, Diptera, Drosophilidae. The record is from RefSeq and is a predicted model, not a curated record. Bases 252 to 791 code for a protein of 179 amino acids. The transcript is spliced from 2 exons. Gene Ontology annotation, molecular function: protein binding.